Trichoderma aggressivum f. europaeum is the source of this 252-nucleotide messenger RNA. RefSeq lists its product as uncharacterized. Lineage: Eukaryota; Fungi; Ascomycota; Sordariomycetes; Hypocreales; Hypocreaceae. The transcript has 2 exons. The record is from RefSeq and is a predicted model, not a curated record. Bases 1 to 252 code for a protein of 83 amino acids.
AUGAGUGCUGAGAAGAUCAAAGUACUGGAGGGUCUAGUGGCCAAUUUACAAGUGCAUAUCGCGCAGCAACAGAAACAAAUCAUUCAAAUGCAGCGUCAGCUCCAUUUCGACACGGAAAUUCGGCAAAUCCUGGUGCAGCAGAUGCAGCAGAUGCAGCGAACGCAGAGCCAGCAAAGCCAGCAGAUGCAGCAGAUGCAGCGAACGCAGAUGCAGCAAGCGCAGAGCCAGCAGACGCAGCAAGUGCCGAUAUAG